UGUACAGUUAAAGGAACAGUAAAUCCGAGGGUUCGGCAACGUGCUAAUUAUGGUGAUCAUUUGAGUACAUAUAUUCCGUUACCGGCAUUCCCUUGAGAGCCAGAAUAUCUAGAAAUCAGUCGCACUUCCAGACAUGAUCAGUAUACUCUUGGUCGGCUAUUUUACUCUCGUAUUUGUCAUAAGUGUUCAGACCAUUAAUUUGGAUCAGCCCUUAAGAGAUAAUGCUUUGGAGAUCAAAUCGUUUAAUUCCCAUUCCAAUCAUCGGGGAAAGUUCUUCCCGCUAUUCAGCGUCGUGCGUUUCGCUAACUCCGAGUGCUUGUCGAGCAUCGAUCAACUUAAUGGCACGUGCUUCACAAGACGAGAGUGUAUGAAUUUCGGGGGUAACCCGUCGGGAUCGUGCGCUAACAGAUUGGGCACUUGUUGCAUAUUUCAAAAGUCUUGCGGCUCCACCACCAACAUGAACAACACAUAUUUCGUAAGUCCGAGAUAUCCUAUCACUUAUCGAGGUGGAGAACGUUGCUCGAUCACAGUGCAACGUUGUAAUCCUAAUAUAUGUCAGUUGCGACUGGAUUUUCUGGAGGCUACCUGGGCCCAGCCAAAUGCUACUGGAUUUUGCGAUUUAGACGUGUUUCUCGUAUCAGGAGGUUCAUCUACAGUGCCCAGAAUAUGCGGGGAAAACACUAAUCAGCAUGUAUACGUUGACUUUAACGGAGCAACGCCAAUCACGAUAUCCGUCGACACCAACGCGGAUUUUGCGUUCGAUCGACGCUGGAAUAUAAGGAUCCAGCAAAUAGCGUGCGAUUCUGUAUGCAGAGCUCCUAAUGGAUGCUUACAAUAUUACAAUAUUCUCUCCGGCACUGUAAUGAGCUUUAACUUUGGCACAACAGAAAAUGUCCGAGCUCCUCAGAUUGGAACGCGACAGAUGGUGAAUCAUCGUUAUGGCGUAUGCGUUAGAAUGGCUUUGGGAUAUUGCACUAUUGAGUGGUCGGAAGUCGAUAAUCUCUCCUUUUCCGUUUCUGGAGACACGGGAUCGUUUGAUCCAAACAUAAUAGGCACACCCUUGGUAGCAGAAUCUGGAGCUAGCUGUACCACCGAUUUCGUAAUUAUACCCGAUCCGCAAGAAAAUGGCGUUUUCGAUAAUACAGAUAGAUUUUGCGGAAAUGGAUUUAUAACUAAAACAUCGGACUUGAAGCCAUUCGUACUUUACGUCGUUACAAAUGGUGAUGAAAUGCAAGAGGCCCAAAAUAAAGGCUUCGCACUUUCAUUUCGUCAGCUGCCUUGCGCAGUUUAA
Messenger RNA from Trachymyrmex septentrionalis, 1291 nucleotides. RefSeq lists its product as uncharacterized. The record is from RefSeq and is a predicted model, not a curated record. Bases 134 to 1291 code for a protein of 385 amino acids. Lineage: Eukaryota; Metazoa; Arthropoda; Insecta; Hymenoptera; Formicidae. The transcript has 9 exons.